AUGAUGCUACCCCAAAUUGUAGUUGUCCAUAGAUUGCCUCCAAAGAAAAGGAUAUCAACUUCAUAUGCGAUAGAGAGAAAGAAAGUUGAUGAUCGCAGAAGAAAAGCCGGAAGAUUGUAUUUUUAUAUGGAAAAAUUAUUAAAUUCAACUCCUGGAGUAAAGAAUAUGACUGAUUUACGUAAUUUAACAGCUUCCAUAGCAAGCCUAUUAAAUCUCAAAAUUGAUCGUGCCGCAAAAAGAUCUAAAGAGGCAUUGACAUGCUGGUUAUGCGAAAACUGGGAUAGGAUACAAAAUGAAUAUAUUCCAUCACCUCAAAAUUUAACAAACCCGAUAAAAUUACAAAAUUUAGAAAAAUAUCAUAAUGAAACACAGAACGAAAAUGAAAAAGUUGCUGAUAUAUUUGAUAUUAACGAUGACUUAUUCUCAAACUUAUUGUUUGAUUAUAAUAAUGAAGAAUUUAUUGAUCAAUUCAUUAAUGAAGGUCUUUCCUUUAUUUAA
Trichomonas vaginalis G3 is the source of this 498-nucleotide messenger RNA. RefSeq lists its product as uncharacterized. The record is from RefSeq and is a predicted model, not a curated record. The transcript has a single exon. Lineage: Eukaryota; Parabasalia; Trichomonadida; Trichomonadidae. Bases 1 to 498 code for a protein of 165 amino acids.